This is a messenger RNA of Drosophila teissieri, 3238 nucleotides long. RefSeq names its product epsin-1 (gene lqf). Bases 465 to 2948 code for a protein of 827 amino acids. NCBI's taxonomy places the organism in Eukaryota, Metazoa, Arthropoda, Insecta, Diptera, Drosophilidae. Gene Ontology annotation, cellular component: plasma membrane; endosome; clathrin vesicle coat. The record is from RefSeq and is a predicted model, not a curated record. Gene Ontology annotation, biological process: endocytosis. Gene Ontology annotation, molecular function: clathrin binding; phospholipid binding. The transcript is spliced from 9 exons.
GGUCCCAUCACUAGUGCAAAGCGAAAAGCAGAGAAAGAAAUAAUAAUUCGUGUUUUGUGUGCAGAGUGCAAAGGGUAAAUAAGUUGCAAUAUCAUCGCAAUAGCCGUCGAGAGCCCCAAAUACCCGAUAAAGUGCCAGGAUUUUUGGAUAUCCAUAUCGUGCGCGCAGCUCCACUGUUUUCCACCUUUGUUGACGUCGCAUUGUCGUCAUCGUCAUCUUGUGACCGUGUCUAUUCGAGUCCGAAAAAAGAAAGAAAAGAAAGUCGUAAAAUAUAGAAAAGAAAACUAGUUGGGGAGGAGGAGUCGCACACACAGAAACACACAUACACAGCCUAGCGGAGCCCCCACACGCACACACACGGCAAACACACACAAACACACACGAACAUCCAAAGGCGAACUGCAGUGAAGCAACAAAAACAACAAUAACACAGAAACAUUGCAGUGAGAAAGCAAAAGGACGAUAUGCAGGUCAAUGUCGCUGGUCUGCGCAGAAACAUCAAGAACCUUGCGCACAACUACUCCGAUGCCCAGGUCAAAGUGCGCGAGGCUACCUCGAAUGACCCCUGGGGUCCGUCGGCCGCCAUCAUGGGCGAGAUAGCGGACCUCACCCAAAAUGUGGUUGCCUUUUCGGAAAUCAUGCAGAUGAUCUGGAAGCGUCUGAAUGACCACGGCAAGAACUGGCGCCAUGUGUACAAGGCACUCAUUUUGCUGGAGUAUCUGAUUAAGACCGGAUCAGAAAAGGUGGCCCAGCAGUGCAAGGAGAACAUCUUUGCCAUUCAAACCCUGAGAGAGUUUGUGUACUUCGAGGAGGGCAAGGAUCAGGGCACCCAUGUUCGUGAGAAGGCCAAGCAGCUGGUCACUCUCCUCAAGGAUGACGAGCGACUAAAGAACGAGCGUGCGAAGGCGAUGAAGGCCAAGGAGAGAUUCGCUCAGCACCCGAGUGGAUUCGGCAGCGAUGGUUAUAUCGAUGGACCAUCACAACGAGACCUGCCGCCAGGCUGGCAGGAGGAGCCACCCAAAUCGGUUUCCGAGCUCGAAAUGGUUCGUCCCCAGACGGCCGGCGAGGAGGAGCUGCAGCUCCAGCUGGCAAUGGCCAUGUCACGAGAGGAAGCGGAGCAGGAGGAGGCCAAGCGGCGCAGUGAUGAUGUGCGUCUGCAACUUGCGCUCAGCCAGAGUGAGCAGGAUUUCAAGGAUCCAAACGGACGACCUAUUCCUGCGCCCAAGAAGGAGGAACAACAGAGCCAUUUAUUAGAUCUGCUGGAUAUUUCUCUAGGCGCUACAAGCAUCUCGAGUCCGCCGCUGGGCGCUGCAGGCGGCGCCCCCGCGGCUGUAGUCGAUCCCUGGGCCACGCCUGGUCCGCGAGCUCCCAGCCAGUUGUCCGAUCCCUGGUCAGGUACAUCCUCGCCCCAAGUGGAUCCCUGGAAUCCCUCCGCUGCCCCGCGAACCAUCAUGGGUGCCGGAGUGCCGAUGAGUUCGGCGCCAUUGGGUGCAGGAGCUGGAAACGAUGUCUGGGGAGCUCGCACUCAAUCGCCAUCGGUGGCCUCGGGCUCAUCCAACGAGGGUUGGCUGCAGACCAAUGGCAAUGCCAACCAAAAUGGACGUGGAGCCACUCCGGCCGGUGCUCCUGCUGAAGGCUGGCUGAUAAAAUCAACAGCUGCCGGAGCUUUAGGAGCUGCGCCCGUUAACCAUGCGGCCAAUAAUGGUAGCUCAUCUUCGGAUCCAUGGCUAGCAGAGUCAGCAGCACCCGCGGCUGGAGGAGCAGCAGCAGCAGCCAGCUUGGCAGAUCCCUGGGCAGCAGGAGCAGCACCUCAAACGGGUGCGGGGGCACUAGAUGAUCCCUGGAAAGCCCUGGGAACAGGCGCCAUAAAGAAACAAUCACCCGAGUUUGAUGAGUUCGACUUGAUUACCAACCGGAACAAGAGUGAGCACAGCAAUUCCAACGCCUCCAACAACAACAAUGCCUCUCUGCUCGACGACAUGGAUCCGCUAUCGGCAAACUACGGAAAUGGAGCUAUAAGCAGCAGUAUGCAUCCGUCGACGGGCGCCACGGCAAAGAAACCUAUAAAGGAUGCCCAUUCAUUCCUCGGCGAGAACUCUGCGCUUGUUAACCUGGACAAUCUGAUCAAACCGAUUGCGCCACAAACGCAAACGGGUAAUCAGCCGACGUACAAUCCCUUCAGCGACAACGUAGUGCCACCCAAAACGAAUCUAUUCCAGCAACAGCAGCCAGCCGUACCGUCCAUCAAUCAGCUGAAACAACAGGCCCCGUUUUCAGUCAGCAUGAACCAAGAUCCCUGGGCACCUGUAAUGGGUGGCGUUAGUGCGACUUCACAGCCAAAACUUCCGCCUCCCGUACGUCCCACUAGCCUCAAUUUGGGGCCCUCGUCUGUGGGUGAAUUUCAGCUGUUGAGUGCGUUUAGUAAUCCCAUCAUUCCCUCCGCCAACAUCCCCCAGCCACAGGCCAAUUCGCAGGUCUACAAUUAUGCGUAUCAAAGCAGCAGCAGCACCAAUAUCCUUGGUAAUAGCAAUAUCCCGAGCAAUAUGAAUAGCUCCACCAGCAACAGCACCAUACACAGCUUUUACGCAAGUCCGAGUCCGGGUGUCGAUGGCAUUCGCAACAUGGAUAUAUUCACCGAACGUCCGUAUUUUAAUAGUCCAACAGCACCUGUUGAUGAUAGCUAUAUGUACAACAGCAAGGAUAAUAACAAUAUCAACAGCAACUAUGGUACUCCCAGACUUUAUUCAAGUUAUGCUGCCAGCUAUAGCAGCGCCCUAUCCGAAUCACUAGCCGAAACCCCUGGAGUUAGCGUUGCUCCCAUGGGUUUUGUGGCCGAUCCUGUCAUGAGUUUUGGCCCCUCAACCUCGUCGGCCAACUGCAAGCUGGAACAAAAUAACAACAUGCCGUGGAUCAAACCGGAAGCAGCUACAAAUCCGUUUUUGUCGUAAAUUGACGCCGAUCAGUCAACAACAAUGUAAGCAGGAGCAGCAGCGGGAUCAUCAAUUAAGGGAAAGUCAACUAAUAAAGGCCUGACUGGUGUAUAAGAAGCUGUCCAAUAGCGUUAGCAACAAUAGUAGCAGAAGCAACCAACUUUAGCUCUACAUAACUGCAGAGAGGGAAAUAUGAAUUAAUUAAUAAAUUAUGUGUAAGGAAGUAUUAUUAAAGUGUAAAAUAUGUGAUGUAUGUGAGAGAGAAAGCCAAGAUCCAGCGAAAUAGAAAUUGAGGAGUUAAAUAGAAA